Porites evermanni is the source of this 3200-nucleotide messenger RNA. NCBI's taxonomy places the organism in Eukaryota, Metazoa, Cnidaria, Anthozoa, Scleractinia, Poritidae. The record is from the annotation of a GenBank genome assembly.
AUGGACGUAUUAUUAAGAAUCUCAAUGGCCUUAGUGCUUUGCCUCUCAGCAUUAGGAUCCAAAGUCAAGUUACCUCCAGAUAUGUCCCAAGGUUUGUAUGAAAGUCAAUAGAUCCUCACAGUACUAUCGAUCACAAGUAAAGACCUGGACCUUUUAUAUCUUAGAGUAACCGUUUUUUCCAUUGUUAAGGCAUUAGAUAAAAUCUUGAAUUCUUAUUACAUAACUCUAGCUUAUCAAUGCAACAAAAGAGAUCAGGUAUUCACAGUCAUGUUUUUAAUAUUAUAUUAAAAACAUGACCGUGUAGUGUCCCAAGUUAUAAUUGAAGUAAGACAAAACUGCAGUCACAUUCAUGAAGGUGUCAAUACCUGAUCUCUUUUGUUAUCUCUGAUGGCACUUACAUCAUAUCUUUGUUUUUUGGCUUCUUUUGAAUAAAAUGAGCUGUUAUUGUUGUCAUUAGAUUGCCCAAAAUCUCAAUUUUUAUUUGACAAAGAAGCUUACCUUUUUUAUGUGUUUUCCUUUCUAGCAAUUUUCUGUGAGAGUUGCAGUGCUGUGAUGCAAGGUAAUGAAACCAUGUGACUUUUAUUGACAAUGGCCACUAACAUGACAGGUCUUAAUUUUAGCUGAAGCCUUUAUCCAUGAUAUGUAUACCCAGAGUUCUAAAGAGGAAAGGGCCUUUGCCAUUUUGUAGUGGAAAAUCCCAAAUCAAUAUUAUAUACCCUCAAUAAGGAGAGCAGGGUUGCUCGCCCACAGAUUUUUGAGCAAAAGAGAGACUGCUUGCAGCCUAUGGAGAAGGGCAUAACAUGGGUACCAAUACUGCGAAACUGCACAGAAUUAAAUAUAAACACCACACAGAAUAACAUAAGAAACUGUAAACCGCAUUGAAAUUACCCAAAAAUUUCUAAAUACCACAAACUGCGUGGUUUUGUAAAACAGCAAUACAACUUAAAAUAAAAAUUCCCGCAAAACAGCACCAAAAAUCGAGCCAAAGCUCGUCACCACAAACCCGUAUGCCCCCCUCCCUCUGAUAAGACAAGACAGACCAAAAUUAUAUUUAGAACAGUCAAUAGAGAGCGCUUUGUAAGGCUAAUGAACAGUCAGUUAUAGGGAGAGAGGGAAAGAGUUUCCAUUGAAAGCAAAAAAAUAUUACCGACAUUGAAAUGUGUACACUGUAAAUGUGUUGCAAGGAGAGCUGCCUUUGACCUUCAAAGAGAAUUAAUGUUCUUUCAAAACAGAGUGAUCCACUAGCAGGACAGAGUGAAAAGCAAACUGGAAAUGUUUUCUUUUACUUUUCUGUCUUUGGCCUGUUCCAGGCUCUUUUUACUAUACAUCUACUUGCUAUUAUUUUGAUUGUCCAGGAUAAAUGAGAAUGCAGAAACCUAGAACAAAGGCUAACCUGUCCCUCACCUGAAACCCUGCCUCUCCCCACCCACUUCCCCCUUCUCAGCCAUGGUAUUUCAUGACAGCAACCAUUCACACAUGAAGACAGAAAAUCAAGGAGAGGGAAGUGGUUGGGGAUCAGCUCUCUCCAUGUAGAAAGAGGGUAAGAAAGAAAACAGAAAUUCCUUCUAAUUUUGCUGUGUUUUUCCCAUCUCUUUUUAGAAAUAGGCAAGUUGUUAGCCAAAAAGAGUUCUGAUCCAAGAGAAUUGCAAGUGGUUGAAGCAAUGGAGGACAUCUGUCAAGCUAAAUAUUUUUCAAAGUAUCACUAUUCUCCACCUACAACAAUUAAAGCUUGUAAAUUUCUCAUAGGUGAGUUUUCUGGCUUUGAUUUUAAAUAAAUUAAUGUGUCUGUGAUUUCUUUUUUUUUUUAGUUUUCUGUUCCUUUCUUUUGUCCUGUUCUAAAUUCAUAAAAUACCGCAGGAAAAUAGUCCACAGUCAAAAGCUGGUGGUCGACCAUAGUGCACGGCCAUUAUUGACAGCUUAGUACAGCCGUAUCAAAGUGUAUUUUGCUUCUUUUUUCAUUGAAAAAUAAUCAGAAAUCACAGGUGGCCAUGACAUGCUAUAAUCAAAACUUGUACAUUUAAUAUUCUCAGUGCACUGGCAUUCUUUCUCCUAAAACUGCAUUUACAUGCCGGGCAAAUUUUACUUGGCAAAGUGAAAGUUUGUGUUAAGCCUAAAACAAUAUUAACCAUGAUAAAAUAUAUUAAGUCUCUCUUCCUAUUACACCCCUCUCUAGUAAAUCCCCCCCCCUCUCUUUGAAGGUUGAACUUUGUAAUAAACCCAGUCGCUAAUAAUCACUCUGUUAUACGAGAUGUUUAGAUUAAAAUAUAAUAAGCUUCGUCCAGCUUGUAAUUGAGUUUUUAUGGUAGCCUUAACCGCGAAGGUAAGUUGAUUAACGGAAUUUAUGAAGGGGUCACUCGAAACACGUUCACUUAAUACAGCUUUCAAUGUAAUAGGCCACCUAGUUCCAAAAACCCUCACUUUCAAAAUGAGGCUAGGUGCACAACCUUUCUUGUGAAAAUAAGUUUUAUUUGCAUGAGAAUGAACAAUAGGGCCAUUUAUAGGAGGAAAAAUAAGAGGCGUCUUACAUAAGACGCGUCUUAAAUAAGACGCGAAGUGUACCAUUUAUACGAGCAUGUCUUAUCUAAUAAGACGCGUCGUAGCUAAGCCGCGUCUUAUUUUAGACGAAAUGUGCCGUUUAUACGGAAAGUUCGUGUCUUAUUUAAGACGCGUCUUAUUUUUCCUCGUAUAAAUGGCCCUAAUGAUUUCCAUAUCAAAGGCUGAGCACCUACCCUCGUUUGAAACAGAGGCAUGGGGGAACUCAGAAAUGGCGUAUUUUUACGUGUUUUUUUUUUUUGGCAGUAAAAUACGAAGAAGAACUGGAACAGCUGUUGACCACGAAGUCAGCAGAUUAUGAAAAGGAAGUCUGCUACGAGUUGACGAAGGCUUGCGAAGGAGUAGACAGAAGUAAGAAAGAAAAAGAAGAGAUGGAUGUCCGGUUUAAUGAUCAGAAACAAGAGGUUAAAACGGAAAAAUCAACACCACAGAAAGACGACGAUGGAAUUCAAAGGAUGAACAUUGAUAUUAACGAUCCCGGUGCCGCGAAACGAUUAGCAGAUCAAAUCAAAAUGCAGGUUGCACAGCAGCAGGCAAUGGGUGGCGGAAGUGAUGAUGAAGAUGAUGAUGAUGACGAAGAUGAAGACGAAGAGGAAGAUGAGGAUGAAGACAACUCGUCAAAAACUAAGAAGAAAACUGAACUUUAA